This is a messenger RNA of Aphidius gifuensis, 901 nucleotides long. Its product is annotated as lon protease homolog, mitochondrial-like. Gene Ontology annotation, cellular component: mitochondrial matrix. The record is from RefSeq and is a predicted model, not a curated record. Lineage: Eukaryota; Metazoa; Arthropoda; Insecta; Hymenoptera; Braconidae. Bases 281 to 586 code for a protein of 101 amino acids. Gene Ontology annotation, molecular function: ATP binding; ATP-dependent peptidase activity; serine-type endopeptidase activity. The transcript is spliced from 2 exons. Gene Ontology annotation, biological process: chaperone-mediated protein complex assembly; mitochondrion organization; protein catabolic process.
UGUGCUAUUAUACUUUAAUUAUAUAAUUUAUUUAUUACAGAUAUCAAAAAGAUUAAGACUAUCACUUGCUCUAUUAAAAAAAGAACAUGAAUUAAGUAGAUUACAACAAAAAAUUGGUAAAGAAGUUGAAGAUAAAGUAAAACAAUAACAUCGUACAUAUAUACUACAUGAACAACUUGAAAUAAUUAAAAAAGAAUUGGGUUUAGAAAAAGAUGAUAAAGAUGCAAUUGAUGAAAAAUAUCGUGAGAGAAUACGUGACAAAAAUGUACCAAAACAUGUUAUGGAUGUUAUUGAUGAAGAAUUAAAUAAAUUAGGAUUUUUAGAAAGUCAUAGUAAUGAAUUUAAUGUUACAAGAAAUUAUCUUGAUUGGUUAACAUCAAUACCAUGGGGUACAUCAAGUCCUGAAAAUUUAGGUAUACAAGAAGCAUCUGAUAUACUUGAUAAUGAUCAUUAUGGUAUGGAAGAUAUUAAAAAACGUAUACUUGAAUUUAUUGCUGUAUCAAAAUUAAAAAACAACAUCCCAACAUCAAGAUCCACGUCAUUCGCGUUCAUCACCAUAUUGUACAGAUGUUGCACGUGUCGUUGAUGCACCAAUAUUUGAUGUUAAUUCAGAUGAUACAGAAGCUUUUAUGCAUUUUUGUAAAAUUGCUGCUGAAUGAGAUUUCACAAAGACGUUGUUAUUGAUAUUAUAACAUAAAAUUAAUGGGAUUGUAUGAAUAUCAUUCAUUGAAAAUUAUGCUGCAAAUACUGAUCCAACAACUAGCAUUGAUAAUGGUAAUGAGUGUAAUCCUAAACUACUUAUUUGGGAUGGUGAUCAAUCAUCUGAUAAAAAAAUACUAAAAAAGUAAGUUUAUAACUUUCUAUAAUUAAUUUUAAAAGUAUCAAAUUCAUUUUUAAUUUA